Messenger RNA from Rosa chinensis, 1740 nucleotides. RefSeq names its product cytochrome P450 81Q32. The transcript is spliced from 2 exons. The coding region runs from base 72 to 1592 and encodes 506 amino acids. Lineage: Eukaryota; Viridiplantae; Streptophyta; Magnoliopsida; Rosales; Rosaceae. The record is from RefSeq and is a predicted model, not a curated record. Gene Ontology annotation, molecular function: oxidoreductase activity, acting on paired donors, with incorporation or reduction of molecular oxygen; heme binding; iron ion binding.
AACCCAUUAUUGAAGCAUAUCCUCGUUGAAGCGUUGUCCUCGUCGUUGCAGACAUCAACAGAUCCAUCACCAUGGAAACUUCAACCUACUCCUACAUCUUGCUCUUCAUCAUCUUUCUUUUCCUCAAGAGUUAUUUGCAGAAAAUUAAGAAAAGACUCCCACCAAGCCCUUCUCCUUCCCUUCCCAUCAUAGGUCAUCUCUACCUAUUUAAGAAACCUCUCCACAGAACACUCGCAAAACUAACCGACAAAUAUGGUCCAAUUUUAUACCUUCAAUUUGGAUCCCGCCCGGUUGUUGUUGUAUCCUCUCCUUCUGCAGUUGAGGAAUGUUUCACCAAAAACGAUGUCACUUUCGCAAACCGUCCAAAGCUGCUUGCCGGCAAGCACUUUGGAUGCAACUAUACUGCGAUUGUCUGGGCUUCCUAUGGCCCUCACUGGCGCAACUUGAGACGCAUAGCUUCCCUUGAGCUAUUGUCAUCCAGCCGCCUUCAGAUGUUUCAUGGCAUACGUGCAGAUGAAGUUAGGUCACUAAUUUGCAAGCUUUUUCGAGGGUAUAAUGGUGGUGAACUGCGGAGUUUAGAUAUGAAGUCAACGUUUUUCGAGCUUACUCUUAAUGUUUUGAUGAGGGUGAUUGCUGGGAAGAGAUACUAUGGUGAAGACAUCGCAGGGUCCAGCGAAGCUAAGAGUUUUGAACAAAUUGUGAAAGAGACUUUUCAAUUGAGUGGGGCUAACAAUAUUGGAGAUUUCUUGCCAGUUUUAAAGUACCUUGGAUCAGGUGGCCUUGAAAAAAAGAUGUUGAAAUUACAGGAGAAGAGGGAUAAGUUCAUGCAAUAUUUGAUUGAAGAACACAGAAAAGUGCAGAGUGGCUCUGUUUCUGAACAGAAGAGCCAGACCAUGGUGGAUGUCUUGUUGUCACUGCAAGCAACUGAACCUGAAUAUUAUACUGAUAAAAUCAUAAGAGGCAUCAUGCAAAACAUGUUAACAGCAGGAACAGACACCACGGCUGGAACCAUGGAAUGGGCUCUAUCACUAUUGCUCAACAACCCAGAAGCCCUUGCAAAGGCACAGACAGAAAUUGAUAACAAAAUUGGGCAAAGCAGGCUAAUUGAGGAAUCAGACCUAUCUAAUCUACCCUAUCUCCAUUGCAUCAUAAACGAGACCCUCAGAAUGUACCCAGCAGCCGCACUUCUUCCCCCACACGAGUCAUCAGAGGACUGCACCGUGGGAGGCUUCAAUGUUCCUCGUGGAACAAUGCUGUUGGUGAACGCAUGGGCCAUACAUCAUGAUCCUAAGUUGUGGGAAGAGCCUGAACAAUUUAAGCCAGAGAGGUUCCAAAAUGCACAAAAAGAAAGAGAUGUUUUCAUGUACUUGCCAUUUGGGACAGGAAGAAGAGGCUGUCCUGGGGAAGGGUUAGCCAACCGGAUGGUAGGGCUGGCCUUAGGGUCAGUCAUUCAGUGUUUUGAGUGGGAGAGAAGUGGUGAGGAGAUGGUGGACAUGACUGAAGGGACUGGCGUCUCAAUGCCUAAAGCUCACCCUUUGCUAGCAAAAUGCAGGCCACGCCCAACGAUGCUGGCCUUACUUUCUCAACUCUAACAAUCUAUAUCUCCUUGGUUUUCUGGGCCUCUUAUUUCCAGUCUAAAUAUACAUGUUGUUUUCAGAUGCUAUUAUAUCUGUUCAAGCUUGGUUUUGCAUUAUGUAUACGAGGCAUUUUAGAAUAUGUCUGGUUGACAUGUUAUCAUUA